AUGUCUUUCAACAACGGUUACAACGACCAGUUCCAGGGCCCGCCCCAGGGCGAUAUGAACAACCCCACCCCACAGCCGGGCGACAUGGGUCAGCCCAUGGACACCUCCGGCAACGGCUUCCCACCUCAGGGCAACAUGGGCCCUCCAGGCAGCGCUGGUGGCGAUGGUCAAGGCCAGGGUGCCGGAAAGACGACUCUCUGGAUGGGUGAGCUCGAGCCCUGGAUUGACGAAAACUUUGUCCGCAGCAUCUGGUACAACAUGGGUGAGACAGUCAAUGUUAAGAUGAUCCGUGACAAAUUCUCCGGCAAUGCUGGAUAUUGCUUCGUCGACUUUGCGAGCCCUGAUGCUGCCGCCAAGGCCCUGAACCUUAACGGACAACUGAUCCCAAACUCGAACCGUCCAUUCAAGCUCAACUGGGCUUCUGGUGGCGGUCUCGCUGAUAGGAGGCAAGUCAUCCGCGACGAGCGUGGUCCCGAAUUCAGCAUCUUCGUCGGAGACUUGGGCCCCGAAGUCACCGAAUUCGUCCUUGUCCAGUUGUUCCAGAACAAGUACCCCUCGACCAAGUCGGCAAAGAUCAUGUCGGACCCCAUCAGUGGCAUGUCGCGUGGAUAUGGAUUCGUCCGAUUUGCCAGCGAGGAAGACCAGCAAAAGGCUCUGACUGAGAUGCAAGGCGUUUACUGCGGCAACCGCCCCAUGCGUAUUUCUACUGCCACGCCAAAGAACAAGAGCGGUGGUCCAGGCGGCCCCGGCGGAAUGGGCAUGCCCCAAGGUGCGGGUGGCCCAGGCAUGGGCAUGUAUUCGAUGGGUGCUCCCCCAAUGGGUAAUUACUACGGCGCUCCCCAGCCCAUGAACCAGUUUACGGAUCCCAACAACACUACCGUCUUCGUCGGCGGUCUCUCGGGCUAUGUUACCGAGGACGAGCUACGCUCUUUCUUCCAAGGUUUCGGCGAAAUCACCUACGUCAAGAUUCCUCCAGGCAAGGGAUGUGGCUUCGUCCAGUUCGUGCAGCGCCACGCCGCAGAGAUGGCUAUCAACCAGAUGCAAGGUUACCCAAUUGGUAACUCUCGCGUGCGUCUCAGUUGGGGUCGCUCUCAGAACAAUUCUGGACCCGCCGGUACCCCAUACCGCCCUGCGCCACCUCCACCAGUGCCCUUUGGCCCUGGAAUGGGCAUGCCCCCGCAACACCCCUACGGCGGUGGUGGCGGCGGUUACGGUCCUAUGAUGAAGUAA
Bipolaris maydis ATCC 48331 is the source of this 1230-nucleotide messenger RNA. The record is from RefSeq and is a predicted model, not a curated record. NCBI's taxonomy places the organism in Eukaryota, Fungi, Ascomycota, Dothideomycetes, Pleosporales, Pleosporaceae.